UGCCCCAUCAAACAUAAUUCAGGCGAGCUCUUCACUCAUUGGUAAAAAAAGCGGACCACCAUGUCGGCUCCACCACCUGUCGCUGGUGUCGAAGAUUCUGCGGAUCGAAAUGUGGAAAUGUGGAAAAUCAAACGGCUUAUAAAGAGUUUGGAACUUGCGAGAGGGAACGGAACAUCGAUGAUCUCCCUGAUUAUCCCUCCCCGUGACCAGAUUGCGCGAGUUCAAAAAAUGCUUGCCGAUGAAUAUGGUACUGCAUCUAAUAUCAAAUCGCGAGUGAACCGGCUGUCAGUGCUUGGUGCUAUCACGUCUGUGCAGGGACGUUUGAAAUUGUACAGCAAAGUGCCGCCAAAUGGUCUUGUCGUAUAUUGUGGAACAAUAGUCACUGAUGAAGGGAAAGAGAAGAAAGUGAACAUCGAUUUUGAACCUUUCAAGCCAAUCAAUACUUCGCUGUAUCUAUGUGAUAACAAAUUCCACACGGAAGCUCUUCAAGGACUAUUGGCUGAUGACAACAAGUUCGGAUUCAUAAUCAUGGAUGGAAACGGUACGCUGUUUGGGACUCUACAAGGCAAUACUCGUGAAGUUUUACAUAAAUUCACGGUUGAUUUACCAAAGAAACAUGGUAGAGGAGGACAGUCCGCUUUACGUUUUGCUCGUCUUCGAAUGGAGAAGCGACAUAAUUAUGUUCGUAAGGUUGCUGAAUGUGCCGUGGAAAUGUUCAUAAAAAAUGACAAAGUCACUGUUGCUGGCUUGAUACUGGCUGGUAGCGCCGACUUCAAGACAGAACUCGGACAGUCUGAUAUGUUUGAUCAGCGACUGCAAGCUAAGAUGGUGAAGACGGUGGAUAUAUCUUAUGGAGGAGAGAACGGCUUCAAUCAGGCUAUCGAGCUUGCUGCCGAUGCUCUUGCGAAUGUCAAGUUCAUUCAAGAGAAGAAGCUUAUCGGAGGGUAUUUCGACGAAAUCAGUCAGGACACUGGAAAAUAUGUAUUCGGAGUAAAGGACACUCUACAAGCGCUCGAAAUGGGUGCCGUGGAGACACUCAUCUGUUGGGAAAACCUUGAUAUCAUCCGAUACCGGCUAAAGAACGCGGCCGGAGAGGAGAAGAUUCUUAACCUUAGACCUGAUGAGGAGAAAGACAAGUCUCAUUUUACUGACAAAGAAACUGGGCAAGAUAUGGAAAUUGUGGAAACGAUGCCUCUUCUUGAAUGGUUUGCCAACAAUUAUAAGAGCUUUGGAGCCACAUUGGAAAUUGUUACUGACAAAUCGCAAGAGGGAGCCCAGUUUGUACGGGGAUUUGGAGGAAUUGGAGGUCUCCUUCGUUACCGUGUGGACUUAGUGGGUGAUAUGGUUGACGAGUUUGACGACAUCAACUUUGAUGACUAUUGA
Cylicocyclus nassatus is the source of this 1383-nucleotide messenger RNA. The record is from the annotation of a GenBank genome assembly. Lineage: Eukaryota; Metazoa; Nematoda; Chromadorea; Rhabditida; Strongylidae.